CGGUGGCGGCGGUGGCGGUGGCGACGGGGCCCAACGGCGAGAAGCGGUCGGAAAAAUGGCGUCCGAUAACGAAGCCUCUUGCGCGAGUGACCCAAAUUUCGCGGUGAUCUGCUCAUUUCUCGCCUGCUUCGGCAAGUCCUGCGGCAUCAUCUAUCCGGACAUCGCUCGGCUCCAGGAGAUGCUCGAGAAUACGCAAGAAGUGUCGCAAGAAUUAAUAGAUCUACACAUCAAGUUGUUGCGAAAAACACGUAAAUCCGUGUCACCAGAAAAGUGGGAAAGGGCGCUAGUCAAGUUUUGCCACACGUACUCUAACCAGGAUGGAUGGGAACUUGAACGCUUCGGUUACAAGAAAGCUCGCAUUGCUGUUAAACUGCGUUUACUUAAAGUAUUAUUGGAAACACAAUUUGACUUAAAUCAAAAGUUUAAGAAUGAAGUAAACAAAUUGGCAGCUAACGAGUUGCGUGUGGAACCUUUAGGAAGGGACAAAAGUGGAUUAGCGUACUGGUGUCAGCUGGAUGAAGAGUGCAACAUAAGAGUUUAUAGAGAAGAUUUAGAUGAAGAGAAUUGGGAAUUAGUAGCUCAGGAUCGAGAAGGUGUUGUUAAUCUCAUAAGUACCUUGUCAAAUGGCGAAAUCGGAGCUAUACCAAUUAAUGAGGAUAGCAACAGUUUGGAAAUCUCUGAGAAACCUAUAAUUGACACUGGACAAGUAACAACGUCUCCAAGCUUAGAAGACGAAGUUGUGCAAGAAAACGGCGUUCACGAAAUGAAGCAGCUACCAAACGGUAGAAGUGAUGAGUUAGAGGAUGAACAAGAACAUGAUCAAGAUCAAGACCAGGAUCAAAAUCAAGUUCAGAAUGCUACCAUUAAUGAAACCGAAAAAGAAGAAAUUGAUGAAGAAGAAGAUAUUGACGCGGAAGAAGAAGAUAUGACGAAUGAUGAAAGUUCCAAGCAGAUUACGGAGGAAGACGAUUCUCAAGAAAUGGUACAAACUCCGAGCACAGAAUCAAGGUGUACAAAUGAUUCAUCUUCAUCGGCGACUAAUUUAAAGAUGCUAAACAUGAAAGUGGAUGUAAAAUUGGAAGAUGCGAGCCACAGAGAGGCUACUGACGAAACGUCCGCUUUCUUGGUAUCAGAAAGCAAACCCUCAAUAAUACACAAGCAGACCGGUGUUAUAAAAGCUGAAGUUGAAGAACCGGCACCAUUAAUUAAAUCUAUAGAAACGCCUGUUAUUACUUCGUCUCCAUUGAAACUAGUAAAUAUUGCAGAAUUGAAGCAAUUGCCAGAAGAAAAGUUAGUAAGUCCAACAUCUGUUAUUGCGCCCUUAAACGCAAUGAAAAAACAUGGUCCUUCCGACGAGAUAAAAGCUCUCGAGAAAUUGUCUAGCAAGAAUAGUCUACCUUUCUCGACUACAGAUUCUAUUUCUGUGGGGCACAAUAAACUAUCCGUCAAACCAAUCGACCAAUUAGCUGCAAAUCUUGUAAGGAUACAGUCAGAGAAAUUGGAGAAGCCAAGUGGGCCGAAAUCGCUGGAAAAGAUUGCAGAAACUUUAGCAAGGUCUAGUAGUAUGUUGGGAAAUAUGGUAAACGGAGAGGAUGAUAGGCUGCCACAAGAUUUUUGCGCGAGAAAUCAAUCCGAAAAGUCGGCAACGCACAGGAGUCAUAGAGGCAUAGACUUGUCAACGUCACCACGUGGUUGGGAAAAUGCAAACGAGCAAAAUAGACCGGUGGAUUUCUCUGGAAUUGAUCUUUCUAGUCGAAAAUUGGGAAAAACAAUGGAUUUGCCUUCUCCUGGUUACAGGACGCAAGAUUUCCAGCAUCGAGAAAUGGAUCUGAGUACGAAGAAGAUAAACAAACCAGAAAUGUCGAAUCUGCCAUACGAUGCGCGUAGCGUAAUGUUACGUAAUCAUGUGAUGGUGGCUGAUUUGAGUAAGAGACAAAUGCCGUUUACCGCGUACGAGACGCCGUAUCAUAAUACAGCUAGAUUACCUGCCAAGGAUGAGCACAGAUUACCAAGCUAUGCGAUACUUUCUGAUCCCAGCAAGAUUACGACGCUGAGGAUGAACAGUGCACCACUGAAACGUCCUAUAGAGGAUGAUGACAUACAGCAAGAUAUGCUAAAGAGGAUAAGGGCGGAUGUAAUUCCAAUUAGGGGCUCUAUAGACAAGAGACCGAUGAUAAGUGGUAACUGGAGAGAUGAGGUAAGUGAGGCUAUCGAGGAGCCUAUAAUGAUGGUUCAAGGCGAGGGAUCUGGCAGCGACUGCGACGCAGUAAAUCCCAUUGUUGGAGAGGCUAUAGAGGAACCGACGACUUUUUUCUACGGCGAAGGUUCCGGCGCGGAAUGUGGAACGGGUAAUCCUGGCGACGACGCGCCUACUGACAAUAAAGAAAGCAACGAAUCAAAAACUGAACCUGACUCAGCUACCACAGCGCUGUCGCAGAAUAAGGUUUUAACCGAAGACGAGAUAUCUACAGGUUCGAUACUGUCGAACAAAACCCCUGUAAAAUUAAAUAGAAAUUAUCCACAGUCUAAUGUAAGCGUAAACGAUAAUUGUCAAAUAGUAGAUUCUAUACAAGAAAAGCCAAAGUUUAAGCACACGUUAGGCGUCCAGAUAAUACCUAAAAGUACAACCGGUCCUGUCAAAAGGUUGUCCAGGUGGGAUGUGGGAAAACCAGAAGAGAAGAAAGAAUGUGACAGUAGUAUCAUAUCAAAUGAAGGAGACAUAUCAGUGAAAAAAAAUACAGAUGAUCAUGAGCGUGAUAAUGUGGAAGAGAAGCUGCUGAAUGUGGAUGCUGAAUCGGCCAAAACUAAACAUGAGAAUUCCGCUAAUGUGGAUCAAGGCGUUAAAGUAGAUGACUUUGUAAACAUAGGCAGUGAAGCCAUCGAAGAUAGUGUUAAAUUACAAGUGCCCGACAUAAGUUCGGAAAAUAUAAGUACGAAACAGGAAAGAGACUGUACACUUCAAGAGCCUAUGCAAUGCGAUUCGUCGAUAUCGUCGUGCCAAGCGGACACUUUGCAAGAACCUGAACCAUGUACAGAUCCUGAACCUACGACUGAUUCAGCCACUACACAAAAUUUAUUUGAUUCGAGUAGCGUGGUUUCGCGCGAACCAGAUACUCUCGAAAUAACGAAUAAUGAAUGCAAACCAGCAGCUACAUCUCCGCCGAGAUUUUUUUUUGGUCCCAAUUGCAUCUCGUAUACUUCGAAAUCUGAUGAAUUAGGAUCUCAAUCGGAACAAAGCCUGACUACGUCCAUUCACGAUAAAACGGACACUGUGCAAUAUGAAUGCGUAUCUUCGUCGAAGUCAGCGGAUGAUACUGUUUAUUCGUACAAGACGGAAGAUUUUGAUUUGACGCAAACAAACAAUAAUUCGUUGAAAUCAGAUGUGUUUACUUUGGAAUCUGACAGCGUUUUAUGUGGAAAUAAUAGCAAAGAUAUCGAAAAAAUUGAAGCGCCAAGUAACACAUGGAAUCAAACAAAGGAAGAAAUUUUGACGCCCAAUAGCUCAGUAGAUCCAAACACCGCGUCCGAGUACAAUGCUGCUAGUUCAUCUGUCGCGCAAAUUGAAAUAGAAGCGAGCAAAGAGUCAAGUGUGCAAGAAUCUAUUUGUAUGGAUAAAAAAAUGGCAGAGGAUGAUUGCACAAAAUUGCAUACAAGUCCUACGUCAGAAGUGGUAACUGAAAGUAUUAAUGACAUAAGUGUAACUGAAGAAGAUUCAAUUAAAAUCAAUUCGAAUAGCGAAUCUAAUGUUCAGCCAGCAGAAUGUGGGAUUGUCGAACCAUCGCAAUGCGAUCAGUCUAUCGAUUCUGAAAAUCUUGUAAGUACAGAGAGUCAAGAAGAUUCUUUUAAAAGAUCGGAUGUGACAUCACAGCUAUUGAAUGAUAAAGAGGAUAAACUACUGGCCGAAGACUCUAAAAACGAGAAUGAUUAUCAGUCUGAUAGUACAAAUGUUUGUAAGGAAGAGCAAAACAGAAUUGAAUCCGAGACAAUGGCGCAUUCGUCUUUAUUGCCACUUACACAAAAUUCGCAAGCAGAGCUAGCUGAUCUCAGGGAAUUUGAGGACGUUAACAAGUCAAACGAACUAUUAGAUUCGAUUUCCACGAAUGAAGUGGAAUCUACGAGUUAUCAGGAAGCAAAUAGGCUCGAGAAAACCGAUCUAGAUUUCAUCGGAGAGAAUUGUGACAAGCAGAGUGACAAGAAUGACAAUUUCUCCGAAAUCGAUGGCCAGGAAGAUCAUUCAACCGACACGGAUAAUGAGAAAAUGAAAGGCCUGACUGGUUCUGAUGCUGACUCGUUGUGUGUUAACUACGAUAAGAAUAGCGAAAGAACUGAUGCAUUAUCUGAUAUAGGAACCCACGAUGAUGGGUCAGGUGAUUCUGAAGAAAUUAAAUCCAAAGGAUUGAACGAUGUGCAAGUUAAUGAUACUGUGUUCGAUAUACAUUCUGAAACACAUCUUCCUGAAAGUUCUGUGGUGACCAGUUCGGAAUCGGUUCGAGAAAGUGAUAAACACAAUGUAGUUCCUACUAUAAGCAGUUCAGACGAUGCCUCUGCACAAGACUCUUCAUCUCAAGAGAGCGAACCUGUGCAAAUAGAUGAUGAAAAAGGUGAAAAUACUUCGUCUGAUACUGAUAAGCCUUCUACGUUCAAUAUUUCGCCUAUAACGGUGCCUGAAACGAAUAUUUGUGAACAGUCUGGUAGUGUCGAAACUAUGAAAGAAAUUAGCUCAUCUAAUUUAAUUCAGUCUACAAGCGAGUACGCGGACAAUGUUUCUGAAAAUCCCAGUUCUUGCAUUGAUCAAGAUUCGAAUGGUGAGAUGGUUAUAGAUGAUCGUGUGUCUGAAUCGAAUGAAUCGUAUAAAGAAACUGAGGAGAUUGCAAUGAAUGAUGAAAAAUCAGGAAAUACAACGCCAAAAGAUACAAUUCAAGAAGAUACAACGCAAGAAGUUACAACGCAAGAAGUUACAACGCAAGAAGUUACAACGCAACAAAUUACAAUGCAAGAAAAUACAACACAAGAAAAUAAAACACAAGAAAAUAUAAUGCAAGACGUUACAAUGCAAGAACAUACAAUGCAAGAACAUUCAAUGCGAGAAGAUACAAUGCGAGAAGAUACAAUGCAAGAAUCAAAAGAAUUUGAGAAAGAAGCUCCAGUUCUUAUGAAUAUUGCACAUGAAUCUUGUCAGUUCGAAAUUGACUUAUCAGUGACGAAAACUGAAAUCUUGGAAAAAGAAAAAUCUGAAAUUGAUGCAGAAAGCAGAAUUUCUAACGAUCUUAAAGAAUUGACUGUAAAAGACAAGAGUAAAAUUUGUAACACUGAUCAACAAGAUACGAUACUUGCGGAGGCUUGUAAAAUUAAUGUAAGUGAAGAGAUUGCUGAAAAUGUUACAAACAAAAAUUCAGAGAUAGAUACAACUGUAACUGUCGAACAAUCGGAAAUAAACACUGUAGAUAUAAUUUCUCAGGAAUCACAAGUAAAAAUCGUGAAUGUUAACAAACAGUCACUAGUUGCGAAUUAUGAUAGCGAUUCCAAUGAUAAUGGUAGCGAUAAUGUUUUCGAACCUGAUGUGACACAAAUAAACGAUUCUAAAGAUUGUGCUGGUGCCCCCAUAGAACAAAAAACGGAUGAAGAGCAGUACAAAAAAUCACCUGAGAAAGAAAAAGAUAUCGACAGCACAAAUUUAGUUUCUGCUGAUAUGUCUCAAGAAUCAACGUCUACCGAACUACAAAUAGAACCUUCAGAAACGAAAGUAUUGAAUCAAGAUAUAACUAUAGUCACAGAGCAAUACAUAAAAAUUAAAGAACAAAAAUGUGUCGACGAAACACAAAUCAAAUCUGCCUGCAAUAAUCUUGAAUAUCGUUCUGAUCAAUCAACAAUGCUUUUAAAUAAGAAUGAACUUCAAGAGGAAAUGAACAUUCAGGAUAUUCCUACUACUGAUAAUUCUAAAGUGUCAGAUGUGACGAAGCUUUCAGUAGCUCCGGUCACGAUUCAGGAGACAACUGAAUUUCUUCAAAACAAAAGUUUUGAGAUGACUAUCGGUCAUAGCGAGAAAAAUAGAGAAUAUCUCAAUAAUUCAAUUGAUAAUACGAAAAAAAUCGAGAUGCAAGCCACUCGAAAUAUUCUUGAGGCAACGGAAAAGGCAGAUUGUUUAAUAUCUAAAAAUGAUUUCAACGAAAGUGAUGCAAAUAAAAGCAUAAAGGUUUCGCUUACUCGAGAAAGCACGGAAUGUAAUGCUACGGACAAUCAAGUGACUGACAUACAUGCAACAGAGCAAGCAAAAAAUAUGGACGAGAAAUUAGAUGUCAAUUUAGAUAUCGAGAAUAUCGCAAAAUCGAAAAGUGUAAAUGAACUUAAUUCUGAAGAAUUGCCUAUUCCGUGCAAAAGAUUUAAAGAAGAUCUCGACCAUGGUAAUGAAGACAAUAAAUGGGACGAGAAGUCGCAAGAAGAAUGUUUGACUAAAUCGUUCACGGAAGAAGUGAAUUUACCAUUAAUUCAAACAGAAUCAGGUAUUAUGUUAGCAAAGUUGGAUAGUACUUUAGAUGAGGAUAAAUCACGUACGUGGAAAACUGAGAAUGCAAGUUUAGAAGGAAGCACGUCUAUGGUUGCCUUGUAUAAUUCAAAUUCAAUGUCCACGAAGAUGGACAAUGUUAAUAACUUGGACAGUUGCAACAAUCAAAAUGAGCCUUUUAGUAUAAACAUGAAUGUAAAUAAGAUUACGGAAAAUUUUGAUAAGAAUGAGCCUUCAGAUGCAAAUAAUGAAUCGACAACAUUUUCCGCUCAGAAGAUUAUUUCAGAAAUUGGUACUGUAAAAUCUGAUCCAAAGAAAGAAGCCAGUAAGAGGCUGAUCGAUGUCUCGGAUAUAGAAGAUGUUCCUCCGUUAAAGUCUAAGCCUCCGUGUAUAGAAACCGAUGAUAAGACACUGGGAAAUUUAACAGAUUCCGAUAUGCAAACGUCUAAGACUUUAGAUACUUCCAAUAAGGCCGAAAAGUUAAAGCUACAAACCGAGGAUGAAACGAGAUCAACGAUCUCUACAACGCAGUUGUUUCAAAAUGAUUUCGGUAUAGUAAACGAUUCCAUGGCUGUUGCUGAAGGUUCGAAGAAGGUCGAUUUAGAAACUGCAGAGAGGGAAGAAUCUUCUGAAAUUCAGGACAUUGAGAUGAAAAAUAUUUCUGAAGCUUCUGAUGAUUCGACAGGCGUGGAUAAUGAAGAUGUUUUUAAUGUACCAGAAGAAACAGAUCCCUUAGCAUGUUCUGAUGAUGCUUUAAAGAAUAUUACCGAAGAUGCAUCUGACACUUCUAAGAUAAGUAUUCGCGUAAAAUCGGCAUCUGAUUUAGUUUAUGAGGGAUGGAAAUUGGACAGCACUACAGAAACGCCAAAGAUCUCGCGAAAGCGGCGAAACAGCGCUCAUGAAUCGAAUUCUGAGGAUGGAGCAGUGAAGCAAGAAGAUGAAGAAAUGAUGGGUGGCAAAAGGAUGAAGUUACGCGCAAAACGUUUGCCGGAUAAAGAAUUACGAAAGUCCAUCGAGGAAAGUCGUGGAGUGGCGAUGAGCUCCGAGGAUGAGGCUGUGAAAUGUGAUCCUGAUAAUGCAGUGGAGCAUGCGAAUAAAGAGGGCAGCGGUGAUGAUCCGAAUAUUAUGCAAACAACAAUGAACGACAAAAAGAUUAGGGGUCGUCCUAGGGGUAGAAAGAGGCGUGGUUUCCGGGGUGGUGGACGUCCGAGUCGGCCAAAACUCGCAGAAUUUCAGGGCGAUCAGACGUCGCCUGGUGCUCAUCUUGAUGAAACACCUAACGAUACUUUAAAUACAGCACAGAAGAAACGGAAAAAACGAAAAAUGGUCUUAGGCUUAGAAAUAGGUAGAGAUAUCUCAUUGGAGACGGAUACACCAGUAACAGCACAGGAUGAAACGCCUGUUAGGCAAUCAAGAAGAAUAGCGCAAUUGAAAAUAAAGGAACAAGCAGACAGGCGUAGAAUCGAGGAGGAAUCUAUGCGUGAGAUAGAAGAGAAAAAAGAAUCAGAAAAGAAAAAAAGAAAAAAGCAGAAGCCGGAAAGUGAGGAGGAAGUUAUCAUAAAAGAAAUUGAAAAGGAGAAAAAGUCUAAAAAGAGACGUCGAAAGAGGAAGAAAAAGAAGAUGCUUGCUAAAUUUAACGAAGCGAAUCCAUGGCAGAGUUCAUCUGGAUCUAGCAGUGACGAAGAGAAUGACAAUGAAGAUGAAGAAGAGGAUAUGGACGAAGAUAUGGAAAGCGAAGGAUCUUUAUUGUUUAAAAGUGAUCAUGAAUUUUCUCCUGAGAGUGAUCUCGAAAAGGAUCAUGAGCCUCAACCUUUAAGACGUGCUAGAACAGCACAAAAGGCCCAAAGUGAUGUUGAGGAAGCUGAGGAUGAAUAUGCCUGUCAGAAAUGUGGCAAGGCUGAUCAUCCCGAAUGGAUUCUUUUGUGCGAUUCUUGCGAUAAAGGUUGGCAUUGCUCCUGUCUCAGGCCAGCUCUUAUGCUUAUACCCGAAGGCGACUGGUUCUGCCCUCCAUGCCAACAUACUUUAUUGGUGACCAAAUUACGGGAAACUCUAAAAACACUAGAUCAGUUAACAAAAAGACACGAGAAUGAAGUGUUACGAAAGAAACGAUUGGCUUUUGUCGGCAUAAGUUUGGAUAAUGUACUUCAUAAAGGCGAAACACAACACGGAUCGAAAGGAUCGCAAGCAUCCAGUCAAGAAUCAGACAACGAAUCUUCAGAAUCUUCUUCGUCGGGCACCAGUUCCGAAAUAUCGAGUAGCGAGGAAAGUGAGGAGCCAGUUUAUCAGUUACGAGAACGUCGGUGCGCCAGCACCUACAAGUUUAAUGAAUAUGAUGAUAUGAUUAAUGCUGCAAUUCAAGAUGAAGUUGAAGCAGUUCAAGGUGCUGGCAAUCAAGGAAGAGGCAAGGAUAUUGCAACGAUUGUUAAUGCGGAAAAGGAAGAGGCACAGGCUGAAGCGUUAAAAAUGACGCAAUUAGAAGAGGACAAGGAUGAUACGGAAUCAAAGCCGGAAAAAGAAAGUGAUGAAGAAUAUAAGCUUGAGAAUGAAGAUGUAAUCGAUGACAUAGAAGAGGAACAAAAUACGGUUGCUAGGAACAAAAUACGAUUGUUAGCACGUAAGAAACAUCGGAAGCUGAAUAGCCUUGACAUAAGCAGUGAAGACGAUCCGGAUAGUGACGAAGAUUUCAAGGGUACAAGCUCCGAAGAUGAGGAGGACUUUGAUGAUCAUAUCACAUCAUCUGAUGACAGCAGCUUUGCCGAUGUGAAACGACGUGGUAGAAAAGGUGAUUCACGACCUGUUAGAAGAUCUACUAGGGCGCGCAUGACUAGGGCCUACGAUGAUGAUUUUAGUAAGUUUUGGCAAAGCAGAACAAUAUCAACAUCCAGAGUCAGGAUAGUACCUAAAACAAAGGGCAAAAAGAAAAAAAAGAGAAAACGUAUAAUAGAAUCUGAUAAUCAGAGCGAAAAUGAUGAAGAAGAUGAGCCGAAAAUUGAAGCACAAUGUGAACCUAAUUUACAAGAUUUCAAUACCACUCUAAAUGAGAUAAUGGACGUUAAUAAACCAGAAAAUUUUGAAACUUCUUUAGGUGAAGGCAAUGUUGAAAUAAAAGAUGAUAGAUUACAAGAAGAAUCAACAGCUGCAGCAACAGCAGCAGCAACAGCAACUGCUGCUGCUUCAGAUGUCCCGAUUCCACAAAUUCAGCAGCCGUCAGAAAUAGUACCGAUUCAAAAAAUCAAAAAGGACAUUGUGCCUAAACCGAAAAAAGCUCCUGGUAUUAGACGAAAAAUUAUUUAUGGUGGACUUCCAGACGAAAACAAACGAGAAGAAGAAGAAAUAUUAGGCAGACGGACUCGAGGACGAAAGAUCAAUUAUCGAGAAGAAAUGGCGUCAGAUAGUGAGGAGGAACUGAAAAAAGCAUUGAUGAUGAGAAAGACUGGUGAAAGCGAAGAUGAGUAUGUAAUGAAUGAGGCUGAUGAUAUGAAUGAUGAUGGAGAAAAGGAUUCUGAUUCAGGAGAUAAUUAUAUUCCUAAGAAGGAUGCCCUAAAAUUUAAGAAGUCAUUGAAGACAAAGAAAUCACGUAAUAGUAAAAGCCCUGCAGCAAAACGUAAGUCAUUAUCUGAUGACGUACCGAAGCAAAGAAAGAAACCUGGACCGAAGCCAGGAAGCAAGAACAGAGGACGUAAGCAAAAGUUGAAGGAUGACAUGGAUGGAGACAUGAUUGGCGCAGUUAUGGACAAUCCUAUUGGUGACAUAGCAUCUAAAAUUGAUGAGAAUCUUCCAGAUAAUGUAGGACUGGCAGGCACGACGAUGUCAGUAGCAAGUUCAUUUACCGGAGAUGUUCCUGAAGGUUCAUUAACAGGUCUUGGUGCCGGAGAGCUGGCUGAUCUAGAUGAUGAGCAGCUCGAGCAGAUGAUGAUGGAUGAAGAGUACGGACGUCGACAGUUGGAGCUAGCGGCAAUCGAAAUAGCAAAAAAGAAGAAAAAGGAGGAACGAGAAGCUAAGAAGUUGGAAAAAGCCCGUUUGAAGGCUCUAGAGAUACUGGCGGCAGAGAGGCAGAGAGAUCCCAACGCACCCGAAGGAACGGAUGGUGAGGUGCCCAAGAAAAAGAAGCGUGGACGUCGCAGCAAAGCCGAGAUCCUUGCUGAACAGAUGCGCAGAGAUGGUGCAUCAAAUCUGGGCAUCGCGCCGGCUUCGGCCAUCGGUGGAGUUGGCACGCCGGAUGGCGUGAGUAAUAUGUCACACAACAUGAAUCCUGGUACCUUAUCUACGGGUCUGACGUCAGAAACAGAUAGGAGUAUUGAAGGAGGACACAUGUCUCUUAUGACUGGACCGGAUGGACAACUUUUCAAUCCGGAUGGCACUCCAGUGAAGCCGAAACGACGAGGUCGUGGUAAAGGCAAGAAGACUCUUGCAAUGGAAGCGGCUAGAGCCGCGGAAGCGGCAGCUAAAGCCGCGGCCGAAGUUGGUUUGAUCGGCAUGGGUACUGACUCGAAUUCAGACAUGAAACAGAAUGAUAUACCAAACGUUCUUCCUACGCCAGGUAGUAGUACAUCUGGUUCGGCGCCCUCCACACCACCAGCGAGUACCGUACCUACACCAGGCCCUCCAUCAACACAGUCGCCAAAUUCGCAGCCAGUUUAUCCAUCGCUACCCGGUCAACAGUCUUCCGUCAUCACAAGAAUGCUUCAGUCCCAACCGGUUUCCAGCACUCCACAGUCAUUCACCGCGGCGGCGGCAGCGAUGGGCCACAAAUAUUUCGGUGGACCCAACGCUGGUGGACAGAUAAUGGGCGGUCCACGAACGGGAUACGAGAUGCAACCACGUGCCAGGAUCCCAUCCCCUUAUAGACAGGCAGGUCAAUCAUCUAUACCACCGCAUUUUGCCGCGGUCAGAUCGGGCACGCCACCAAUGCGUAUGCGAGUACCCGGGCCGCAAAUGUAUCAUACGCCACACCAUCCAAUGGACCCAUCCCCAUCGGGUGGUGGACCGAUUUCCAUUACCAAUAGAGAUCGCAGUUCGCCCUUGACGCCCGGCGGACCGGCGAUGAUUCCACCGUCAGCUGGUAGCCCACUGGCCAAGGGUGGUCCAACGCCGCCACCGCCACCCCCACCAUAUGUGCGGAGUGGUCCACCAAUGGCUAGGUUUGCCGAGAAUCCUAUGGGACCCAGGCAUCAGAUGCCGCCGUUUACUAAUGCCUCGCCUGUAAAUCACAAUAUGCAGCAACCUUCACCACCUCCCAAUCGACCGCCCGGUAAUUUUUCACCGUAUCAUCCGCCUCCGCCACCCAAUUAUCACUACGGUGCCUAUCCGCCACCUCCGCCAAUGUCUACAGCGGAUGAUGCAGCUGCCUACCAGAGUUCACCGUAUCCUUCGGAACAUUUCUCCUCGCCGGCAGACAACCAACCAUCGAUUCAAGGACCGCCUCAGGCGCCACCGCAACAAUCGCAUCCGAAUGAUGAAGACCAUGGGACCGGCGAAUUUGGCGGCUUGGUAUCUUACUUUAGUAGCCAGAGAGAGGACGAUCUCGAUUCGUAGCAUGAGUGAGAGCUUGG
Atta colombica is the source of this 12054-nucleotide messenger RNA. RefSeq lists its product as uncharacterized. Gene Ontology annotation, biological process: regulation of DNA-templated transcription. The transcript is spliced from 15 exons. NCBI's taxonomy places the organism in Eukaryota, Metazoa, Arthropoda, Insecta, Hymenoptera, Formicidae. The record is from RefSeq and is a predicted model, not a curated record. Bases 56 to 12037 code for a protein of 3993 amino acids. Gene Ontology annotation, cellular component: RSF complex.